Messenger RNA from Eublepharis macularius, 6381 nucleotides. It is a transcript of the gene SIGLEC1, whose product is annotated as sialic acid binding Ig like lectin 1. The transcript is spliced from 22 exons. The record is from RefSeq and is a predicted model, not a curated record. NCBI's taxonomy places the organism in Eukaryota, Metazoa, Chordata, Lepidosauria, Squamata, Eublepharidae.
UCCCAUCCAGAGCUGAAAUAGGAGGCAGGGUCACUUGCAACCAGCUGGAGAUUCUCUUGAGACAGGGAGUUCCAAAGGACAACAAAGAGCCAUUGCAGGUGCCGAUGCCCGCAAGAAGGAUUUGGAUUAGACCCCAGGAGACACCAUGACGGGGCUCCUGCUCCUUCUGGAACUUGCUCUUUGUGUUCUCCAAGCCUUUGCUUCGUGGACCGUCACAUACCCCGAGCACCUGCGAGCCGUCCAAGGUUCGUGCGUGGUGAUCCCCUGCACCUUCAACUACCCCGUGGACACCCCAGAGAGCAUCAAGGCCAUCUGGUUCAAAAACUACAAUGAGGGGCAGCGCACAGUGGUGUACCAUUCGGCCACUCCAGAUGCCGCGGAUGGCCAGUUCCAGGGCCGUGCGGAGCUGCUGGGGGACCCGCUCCAGCAGCGCAACUGCACCCUCCUCCUGAGGAGGGUCAAGGCCAGCGACAGUGGCAAGUACAACUUCCGCUUUGAGAUGAGCGACAGGAACAACUGGGUGGACGUGCGAGGAGUAGAGCUGACAGUCACCGAUACCCUGGACAGUCCCACCAUUGUGUCCCCAGAAAACCUGCACGAGGCGGAGCUGGUGACUUUCAACUGCUCCAGCCCCUACGUCUGCCCCUAUGACAACUUCUCCCUGCGGUGGACCGGACACAACCCCGAGGCCUCCCGUAUCUCAGGGAUGGUCCAGCUGGACACCGGAGGAGCGCUGCAGAAGCAAACCCUCAGCACCUUGCUUUCCUGGCAGGACCACAACCGGAAGCUGAGCUGCGAGGUGGCCGUUGGCGCCCUGACCAAAGUGAGCGAAGUCACGCUGCAGGUGAAACAUUCCCCCAAAGGCGUCAAAGUGGCAAUCAGCCCCUCCUCAAAGAACAUCCGAGUGGGGGAUGCUGCGUCUCUCACAUGCAACGUUGGAAGCAGUUACCCAGAAGUCACUGCUUACAGGUGGUUCAAAGACGGGGUGGCCUGCGGAAAGGAGCAGGUCAAGACCAUCCAGAGCGUCAGUCGGGAAGACUACGGCCAGUACAACUGUGAGGCUGAAAAUGCCGUCGGGGCUGCAGUGGCUGAAGUGGCAACACUCUAUGUUUUCACUGCCCUGCUGUCAGUCAGCCCUUCUUCUGAUGUCCUAGAAGGUGAGGCGGUCACGCUGACUUGUGACGUUCCUGGCGAAGACAUGCAAGAGAUCCACUACAGCUGGUACAAGAACAACGUCUGGAUGAAAGAAGGCACAGCCCGGAGCCUGGUGUUUCACGAGGUGGCUGUUGGAGACACAGGAUAUUACUCGUGCAAAGUGCAGAAUGACAAGGGGAGUGAGAAGUCCCAAGCUGUUGGGCUGAACGUCUUCUAUCCACCGAGGCUACCCGCCCUAGCUUUGUUCCAAGAGACCCAGGAAGGAAAACUGGCCAUCAUUCACUGCACCGCCGACAGCAACCCCCAGUCUGCUCUGAGCCUUUUCCGGGGCAAGCGACUCAUUGCGACCACCAGUUCACAUUCGGCCCCCAGCCAGCGGAUCCGCAUUACCACCACCCGCAACUCCUUGAAGCUGGAGAUCCAGAAGGUAGUCCCAGAAGAUGAGGGUGAAUAUCUCUGUGUGGCAACCAACAAGUACGGGAAUGCCACCACUACGAGAUUCUUCGGUGCUCAAACUGCCAGAGUGGUGGCCAGCCCAUCUGAAGAUGUCCCUGAAGGGGAGAGAGUCGCCUUGGCAUGCAUGGCCACCUUGGAUCCAGAAGACGGGACAACUUAUACGUGGUACAAGAAUGCCAAGUGGCUACAGGAGGGAAGAGGAAGCUCUCUUGUCUUCCCAGCCAUCGUCAGCAGAGAUGCCGGGACUUUCUAUUGCGUGGCCCAGAAUAAGAAGGGCACCAACACCUCUCCAGCCAUCACUCUGCGUGUGCUGUACCCCCCAAAGCAACCUGUGGUGCAGUCCUUCCUCGAGACCCAAGAGGGACAUCUAGGUAUCAUCCAGUGUACGGUUGACAGUGAUCCGCCCUCUGAGAUAACUUUGUACAAGGGAGACACUCUCAUAGGCUCCACAAAUGCCUCUUACUCACCAGCUGACCCAAGGGUGAGCAUGAUCUCAUCGUACAACAUGCUCAAGGUGAGCAUCAAAGCUGUCACACUGGAAGACGAGGGACAGUUUGUGUGUUCUGCCCAAAACCGCUAUGGGGACUCCAGCACCUCUGUGGACUUCACAGCUGAAACUGCAAAAAUCGUCAUCACGCCAUCCCCAGAGGUGGCCGAAGGCAAGGAGGUCCGUCUGUCCUGUGCAGUGAGCAGCAAUUCCUCCAGCUCGGCCAACUACACCUGGUACCGGAAUGGAGUCCGCAUUUCUGAGGCCGUUGGGGACACCCUGAAGUUCUCCCAGGUGGCCAGGGGGGAUGCCGGGGUGUACCUCUGCCGGGUAGAGACCCAACGAGUCAGCAAAAGCUCCACCUCCGUCCCCUUAUCUGUGCUGUACCGCCCUGAGCCUCCUCAAAUGGCUGUCUUUGUGGAGACAGAGAAAGGGAGGACGGCUCUCUUCCAUUGUUCCGUGGACAGCAACCCUCCGGCUGAACUGAGUCUCUACAAAGGAGACCACCUCAUUGCCACAACCGGCGCUACCAGCACCGUCCCCCUGAGAGCCCGUAUCUCAACCUCACGCAAUACCAUGCGUGUGGAGAUGGGAGACAUUGUGCCAGAGGACGAGGGCAGCUAUCGUUGCGUCGCUACCAAUGUAUACGGCUCCUCCUUCACACGCCUGUACUUCCAUGUGCAAACGGCACGAGUUCUGGUCUCGCCAUCCCCGGAGUUGCUGGAAGGGGCGGCAGCCACCCUCACCUGCACCGUGAUUGGGAGUGCUCUGGAUGAGGCCGCCUUCUCCUGGUACAAGAACUCCAAGCGCAUUCCGAACAACAACUCCAGCACUCUCGCUUUCCUGUCAAUAAGCAGCAGGGAUGCCGGCUCUUACCACUGCAAGGCCCACUCGGCAGAAGAUACCAGCAUUAGCAUCUCCCCGCCUGUCAGCAUAACCGUCUUCUACCCUCCAUGAAACCCUCAGCUGACUUCCUUCCUGCAGACACAGGGUGGGUCAGUAGCAGUCCUCCAGUGUGCUGUCGACAGUCAGCCCGAAUCCCACGUGGUGAUAUACAAGGGGGAAGAGCUCCUGGCCUCCAGCACUGGUUCCCAUGCAACUCACAACCACCGGCUCAGAGUUUCUGCUUCAUACAACAGCUUGAAGGUAGAGAUCCAGGAUGUGGUGAUGGAAGACGAAGGGGGCUACGUGUGCCUGGCCAGCAACCUCUAUGGUAACAGCAGCAGCUCCGUCAGGUUCACUGCCGAAACCGCACGGAUCUGGGUUUCUCCUCCGGAUGUUCUUGAAGGGGACUCGGCAAACCUGACCUGCGCCGUUGACAGUGGUACAGCUGAAGAGCCACACUACACCUGGUAUAAGAACCACAGGUGGUACACAGAGGGCCCUUCCAGGACACUGUCCCUUCCCAAGGUCACUGUGGCUGAUGGAGGAACCUAUUACUGUGCUGUGAAGACUUCCGAGAGGGUGCGAAACUCCUCCCUGGGCACCCUAAAUGUCCUCUACCCACCCAGGAAUGCCCAAGUGACAUCCUUCUUGGAGGCACGGAACAGGCAGCUGGCCAUCCUGGUGUGCUCCGUUGACAGCAACCCCCCGUCAGAACUGUCGCUCCGUCGAGGCAACGAGGUCCUCGCAGCCACCAGCUCUAUCCGAGGCAGUGGAGUGCCAGGCCCUCGGCUGAGCAUCGCCUCCACUCCCAACUCCUUGAGACUGGAGAUUAAAGAGGUCCGCUUGGAUGACGAAGGGUUGUAUGAAUGCCUGGCGAGCAACAGCAUUGGCAAGGCAAGAGCCUCCCUGGAACUCACGGUGGAGACUACAAAGGUGGUGAUCAGCCCAUCUCCAGAUGUGCAGGAAGGGGAUCCCGUCUCUCUCACCUGCGAAGACAUCAGCUCCACGUCCAAUGCUCUUUACACCUGGUACAAGAACACCCAGUGGCUGGCCGAGGGCUCUGCCGCCUCUCUCGUCUUCCAGGCUGUAACCCCAGGAGACACGGGUGCCUACUCCUGCCAAGUGCACAACGCGAAGGGCAUCCGGACAUCGCCCCCUGCUUCCAUGCGCGUCCUCUAUGCUCCCAAGAAACCCACGCUGGUUUCCUUCUUGGAGACACAGUCAGGCAACCAAGCUAUUAUCCAAUGCACAGUCGAGAGCCAUCCGUUGUCUGACAUAGCCCUGUACAAAGGACACGAGAUUGUGGCUGCAGGCAGGAGUUCUGGAGGAUUGCCCACCCCACGGCUCAACAUCCGCUGGGCUCACAACUCCUUGAAGGUGGAAAUCAACGAGGUCCGCAUGGAAGAUGAAGGGCAAUAUCUCUGCUCAGCUAACAACACUUAUGGAGCCUCCACGGCCUCCAUAUACUUCAGUGUGGAGAGUGCAAGAAUCACUAUUGACCCUUCACCGAACCUCCAAGAAGGGUCUGCGGCCAACUUGACCUGUGUGGUUGCCAGCCAGGCUGUCAGAGAAAUGAACUACACCUGGUAUAAGAAUAGCCAAUGGCUCCAGGAUGGGCCCAGCCAGUCCCUGCUGCUGGAGGCUGUAGCCAGAGAUGACGCAGGAUCGUACCAUUGUCGGGCAGAAGGGGAGAUGGGAAGCGUGACCUCUGGCCUGGUCCUCUUGAACGUGCUUUAUGCACCUCGGAAUCCCUCCCUCAGUGCCUUCCUGGACAAUCAGAGAGGGAAAGUCGGAAUCCUUCGUUGCCAAGUCGACAGCCGCCCCUCGUCCGAACUGGCCCUCUACAAAGGACGCAGCCUUGUGGCUCGCACCCAGGGUUCCCGCUCGGCGUCUGCUCGGCGUUUCAGCACGUUCCAGUCCUACAACAGCCUCAGGGUGGAGAUCCGAGACGUGGUGGCUGAGGAUUCGGGGCGUUACGUCUGUCUAGCCAGCAACCCACUUGGCAAUGCAACUGGCGCCUUGGAGUUCAGCGCAGAGACCCUCUCAGACCUCCACUCCUUCAAAAUCCUGGCCGGGGUCUUCAUCGGCAUGGUUUGCGCAGCCGCGCUUUGCGCCUUGGCGUUUGGAGUGCAAAAGAACUGGAGCAGGAUAAAUGAACAGCGGAAAAAGUGGAAGCCAUGGGCAACCCAGAAGGCGGAACUGGUGGAGAUGGAAACGAAAGAAGCGGAAGCCCAUGUGCUGAACGAGCAAGAUCCGGGAAUUCCUCUUUGCGGGUGAUUCUGCUUCAGCUACACAAGACCACGAGCGAAGAGUGCGACUCUCCCCCAAGGAAACCCUCUCUAGACAGAGCAGCACCAGCUUCCAGAGAUGCACAGAAGUAAAUCUCCGGGGGUAGCCCCAGGGGCAGCACAGAACCCCACCAGUCGUUCCUAUGCGUGGUGUGCAAGACUCACAGUUGAGGGCCCUGUCUGUUUCCAGGACAGUCAUCACCUCCUGUCACAUCAACAACAUCUCUGACGUCGCCCUCAUCACCGUUAUAAUUUCCCACAUGUCAAUCUGGUACCAUCUGCCCCCAAACUGCAGCUAUUACAUGUCCCACCAACACCCGGAUCACAGACAUUACAGUCACACCAUCUGUGGCAACGUUACGCAGUCAACAACAACACCCCAAGGAUCCAUUCUUUGAAAAAUAGUAAAGACAAGAGUCCAGUAGCCCCUUUAAGACUAACCAACUUUAUUGUAGCAUAAGCUUUCGGAACCGCAGCUCUCUUCAUCAGAUGCAACUUUAUUGUAGCAUAAGCUUUCAAGAACCACAGCUCUCUUUGUCAGAUGCAACUUUAUUGUGGCAUAAGCUUUCGAGACCCACAGCUCUCUUCGUCAGAUGCAACUUUACUGUGGCAUAAGCUUUCAAGAACCACAGCUCUCUUAAUCAGAUGCAUCUGACGAAGAGAGCUGUGGUUCUCGAAAGCUUAGGCUACAAUAAAGUUGGUGAGUCUUAAAGGUGCUACUGGACUCUCUACUAUUUUGCAACUACAUACUAACACGGCUAACUCCUCUGGAUCUAUUCUAUGAACAUCAUCUCUGAAAGAGAACUUCAUCACCAGGGCCUUGGUCUCCACCAACGCCGUCCCCUGCAACGUGUCAAUGCCAUCACCAUCUCUGCCAAGGCCAACUGGCGCCAUCUUAAGCCACAAUGUUUCCACGCCGUGCUCUCACAGCCUUUCUGUCACUCUUGUUACAAUAAUCAAUCUUCACGAUAGCCCUCCCCCAUACAUUGGGGCAGGGGGGGUAGCCCUGCUAGGACUGUCAUAGCAAAAUAAAAGUCCAGCGGCACCUUAAGGACUAGCAGCACUUAUUUCAAUAUGAGUUUUUGUGAGCCACUGCUCACUUCUUCAGAU